Molecule: messenger RNA, 1905 nt
Organism: Nylanderia fulva
Lineage: Eukaryota; Metazoa; Arthropoda; Insecta; Hymenoptera; Formicidae
Gene: Ald1
Product: fructose-bisphosphate aldolase
Biological process (GO): glycolytic process
Molecular function (GO): fructose-bisphosphate aldolase activity
Source: RefSeq, a predicted model, not a curated record
GACUUUGAAACCGACAGCUCGCGUACUUCCUCUCAGUCGCACUCCAAGCAUCAGCUGGAUCCAACGCGGAUUGACACGCACGAUUUUCACACACAAAUCAGUCCACAUUUUCACAGACAGAAAAUGGUCGCAGAAACGUACAGUAAGGCCAAUCCCGAGCUGAAGGAAGAACUAAGCGCGAUCGCUCAACAGAUCGUCGAACCAGGCAGGGGUAUCCUAGCCGCCGAUGAGUCGACCUCGACAAUUGGCAAACGUCUUCAGGAUAUCAACGUUGAGAACAACGAGGACAACCGCAGAGCUUAUAGGCAACUUCUUUUCACUACAACGAAAGAUGUUAUCGGACAGCACAUCUCCGGAGUGAUCCUCUUCCACGAAACUCUCUAUCAGAAGGCCGACGACGGCACGCCGUUUGUCGAGCUACUGAAGCAGCGCAAUAUCAUCCCCGGCAUCAAGGUCGACAAAGGUAUUGUGCCGCUCUUCGGCACGGAUAACGAAUGCACAACCCAGGGUCUCGAUGACCUCCAGGCGCGUUGCGUCCAGUACAAGAAGGACGGCUGCCACUUUGCCAAAUGGCGAUGCGUGCUGAAGAUCACGAAGGACACGCCGAGCAAACUUGCCAUCUUGGAGAACGCAAAUGUGCUGGCCCGUUACGCUUCCAUCUGUCAGAGCGCCAGGAUCGUGCCGAUCGUGGAACCCGAGAUUCUGCCCGAUGGUGACCAUGAUCUCGCUCGUUGUCAGCAGGUCACGGAAGAGGUCCUCGCAGCCGUUUACAAGGCACUCUCAGAUCACCAUGUAUACCUCGAGGGAACGCUGCUCAAGCCCAAUAUGGUGACGCCGGGCCAGAGCUGUCCGACGAGAGCGACUCCCCAGCAGAUCGCUGCCGCUACGGUGACAGCGUUGAGACGUACCGUACCAGCAGCGGUACCCGGCAUCACCUUCCUCAGCGGUGGUCAGUCCGAGGAGGAGGCGUCGGUCAAUCUGGACGCCAUCAAUAAGCACCCAGCAAAGAAACCUUGGGCGUUGACCUUCAGCUACGGACGUGCUCUUCAAGCUUCCGUACUUCGCGCAUGGCAAGGCAAAGCUGAUCAGGUCUCCGCUGGCCAGCAAGAGUUGCUUAAGAGAGCCAAGGCUAAUAGCGAUUCGGCACUUGGCAAAUAUGCGGGUGGUGUCACUGGCGCCGCAGGAGAUGCAGCACUUUUCAUCGCCAACCACGCGUAUUAGAUUCAUCUAUAGAGAAAUUCGAUGUAAGAGAGAGAAUACCGUUAGAAACGUGGAAUAUUAAAACCUAUCGUUGGAAGCACUUUGCAAGAUCAUCGUUGUCACCGUCCUUCAAGUUGCGCGAAAGAAGAGAGAUUUUCCUCGGGGACGAACAAAACGCACACAAAGCCGGAAGUUGUAAACAAAUUCUUACUUUUUUCUGCUUUUAAAUAUAGAUUAUUUCUCACGGAAAUAAUCUACAUUUUUUAAUCGAGUUUUAAGCAGCCUUUUACGUUUUACAUAAAAUCUUUUAUAGUGAUUUCUGUCGAUUGAUUGUGAGUAUAAUUUUUAAUUGCUUCGCGGCUGUGAUUUGAUUCGUCGCUUGUUAAAUCGAUAUUUGUGAGAUUUUACCAAUGAAAUCUAUCCUAUUGGAACAAACUAUUAUUAUUCAGUCACAUAAUUUUUUUUUUAAAAAAGAUUAUAAAGAAGAAAUUUAUAUUUCUUUUUAACGAUUUAUAAAAAUUUUCAUUUAAAUAUGACAGAGAAUAUCAGAGAAUAGUUUCUUCAUACAGUUUGAUAUAUAAAGAAAUAUAUAAAGAAAGAAACAAGGACAAUAUUUUUCCGAUUUUAUCUAAUUUAUAAUUAAGUUGGAAAAUAUGUUGCAAGAAUUGAUAAAUAAUUCAAUAAACAAAUAAUUUUCAUAAUAAA